CACAUUGUGUGCUCCAACCACCACUUCGCCACAGAAAGCUUAUUCUUAUUAUUUAUAUUACAGCAAAUAAAAAGGCCUCUUCUUCAUAUUUUUCUCUCUGCCCACCCAAAAUAAAUCCUUCCCUGCUUUCUUUGCUUCUUCUCGUCCUCCCUCCGUUGGCGUCUCCGUGUGUGUGUGUGUUCCGAUGGAUGGAUCCACGGAUGGAAGCCCGAGGAGGAGCAGCAGCGCCUCCUCGUCUCCGGAGUUCGAGUUCUGGGCGGUCGGAAAGCCCCCGCAGCAGCUCCUCACGGCCGACGAGCUCUUCGCUGACGGCGUCCUCCUCCCACUCCACCUCCUCUCCCUCCGCCAGCCUAACCGAGAGACGGAUGCCCCGCCGGGAAGUCAACCGGAGCCUGAGCCGGCGCCGGAUCCGUCCCCUCCUCGUCCGCCGCCCGCCGCGGACAUCGCGGCUUCCAUCUCCUGCUCCCCCGCGUCGGGGUCGAAGCGGUGGAAGGACAUCUUUAGGGUCGGGGAGAAGAAGGCGGCGGAGGAGAAGGAGCGGCGGAAGGAGCGGAAGGCCGGCGCCGGCGCUGCGGAGCUGAACAUCAACAUCUGGCCAUUCUCCCGGAGCCGGUCAGCCGGGAGCGCCACGGCGGGCGGUGGGCGGCCGAGGGCGUCGGUCUCCGGCCGCCGGGUCAGCAGCGCCCCCUGCUCGCGGAGCAACUCGCGGGGGGAGUCCUCCAAGCAUCCGGCGGCGGGGGGGAGGCGGUGGGCGGCGAGUCCGGGGCGGCCGGGCGGGGUUCCCGUGGGGCGGGCCAGCCCGGUGUGGCAGAUCCGGCGGCCGGAGCUGAGGGACAGGGAUAAGGUCACCGGCGGUAAGAGAGCGAGCGGGCCGGGGCUCAGGGUUCUCAACAUGAACGUGAACACGUGCAUAGGGUACCGAGGGCAGAGGAGCUGCAGGGGUGACGAUAAGGAUGGGGUGACCGCGCGUGCUCGGACCGCUGGCGACGGUGGCGGUACCCUCUUCAGCCUGAAGGCGCUCUUUACCAAGAAAGUGUACUAAUUUAUGUAAAUAUACUCUCCGUGGUUGCAUUCUCAACGAGAGUAUCAAAUUUUCGUUUCCUAUGGCCGAGGGUUUGGAUUUUGGGUGGUGCGAUGCUUCCUUCCUUCCUUCCUAAUCUCAUUUUUGUGGUAAUUAUGUAUGCCUAACUUGUAAUUAAUUCGGCAGUUUAGUAAAUCGAUGGUGAAGCGUUGCAUUAAUGAUGACACACAUCGAGAUGGGAGAUUCCUGAUGAUGGACGGACUCCCUUCCCUUGUGAU
Messenger RNA from Musa acuminata subsp. malaccensis (wild Malaysian banana), 1299 nucleotides. NCBI's taxonomy places the organism in Eukaryota, Viridiplantae, Streptophyta, Magnoliopsida, Zingiberales, Musaceae. The record is from RefSeq and is a predicted model, not a curated record.